AUGGCUGUCCACAGACAACAUAUGCGACGCCGACGUCGGCAAAUGUUAGACGAGGUUAGAAUUUCAAGAAGAGUCAUCCGAGACAGGUUAAAUCCGCUAGAAGAGUAUUCAGAUGAUGAAAUUUUUGACAGAUAUAGGUUCCGUCCCGCAACCAUUCAGUACAUUUUGGACUCUAUUGCCCCAUCAAUUGUACACAACACUGCCAAGAACUGUGCCUUACCACCCACUCUACAGCUACUUACUUGCCUUAGGUUUCUGGCAACGGGGGCAUACCACAGACUGGUAGGGGACAGCAUUGGAGUAUCAGAGACAACAACCGGAAGAUGUUGCCGUUCUGUUACAGAUUCCAUAAUUACUAAUCUGUUGAAAAACUCCAUCACUUUUCCAACGGGUAAUUGCGCCAGGGAAAUAAAACAACAAUUUCUGGCAGUAGCAGGAUUCCCCAAUGUUCUGGGAUGCGUUGACGGAACUUUUAUAAGAAUCAUUGCUCCUAGCGAGAAUGAGCCAGAUUACGUCAACCGUAAAGGAUUCCAUUCAUUGAAUGUACAGGCCGUGUGCGAUGCCAAAUAUAAGAUUACAAGUAUUUGCGCAAAAUGGCCCGGUAGCGUGCACGAUAGUCGGAUAUGGCGGGAGUCGGCUAUGUGUCAGCAGUUUGAGAAUGGCGUUCAUAGUGGAUUUCUUUUGGGAGAUUCUGGUUAUCCUUGUAAAAGGUACCUAAUGACACCUUUUCUAAACCAGUCCACUGCCCACCAGCAAAGGUUUAAUACAUCCCUCUGUAAAACUAGGGUAAUGGUGGAACAGACAUUUGGAAUUCUGAAACGCAGAUUUUCUUGUCUUCAAGGAGUGCUUAGAACAGAUCCAAAUCAAGCAACAAAAUAUGGCAUUGCCUGUGCAAUCUUGCACAAUAUUGGUAUAGACAGGGGUGACGUCGUAGAUUCUACGCAAGAUCUAGAUAAAGUACAACUUCGCGGUGGAAACGGGAACAUCAUCGUAGCUGGUGAUGGUGUCAACAUCAGAAACCACAUCGUGGAUACGUAUUUUACGUAA
Molecule: messenger RNA, 1047 nt
Organism: Magallana angulata
Lineage: Eukaryota; Metazoa; Mollusca; Bivalvia; Ostreida; Ostreidae
Product: putative nuclease HARBI1
Exons: 5
Coding region: 1-1047 (348 amino acids)
Source: RefSeq, a predicted model, not a curated record